Messenger RNA from Aedes albopictus (Asian tiger mosquito), 1388 nucleotides. RefSeq names its product elongation of very long chain fatty acids protein 7. The record is from RefSeq and is a predicted model, not a curated record. Lineage: Eukaryota; Metazoa; Arthropoda; Insecta; Diptera; Culicidae. Gene Ontology annotation, molecular function: fatty acid elongase activity. Gene Ontology annotation, biological process: fatty acid elongation, saturated fatty acid; fatty acid elongation, monounsaturated fatty acid; fatty acid elongation, polyunsaturated fatty acid. Gene Ontology annotation, cellular component: endoplasmic reticulum membrane. The transcript has 7 exons. Bases 609 to 1253 code for a protein of 214 amino acids.
UCGCGUGCGAGCGGCAAUCGGUCGGUUGUGCGGCGGAAAAAUCAAUUCAAACAUUGGCAAAGCCCCGAAAGUGGUUCAUGACUUGUUUUAAUAUCUCCUUCGUUUCGCGUGAGUUUUCAGUUGGCUUGGUCUGUGUCUUGGAGCGGUAUGUUCUUAUGUAGGUAUGUCUCGGUAUAAAGUCAGUACAGCAGAGUGGCACAGACCUGGCGGCCGGCGAUUGGCUGCUAGGAGGGGGAGCGUGUGAUGAUAUUUGCAGUCAAACGCUAAGGGCAGUCAACUCUAUAACUAUUCACUAUAUAUGCAGAUUGCGGCACAGAUUUUGGUUAGAACUCAAAGUGACUUUACCGUUUCUAAUAGUUCAGUUUGAGAUAGCGAUUGGUACGUGACAUUCACACAGUUUUAGUGCAGUAACAAGAUUUUAAUAUUUGAGACGUUCCAGGUUCUAAGAUGAUAACCAUGGAUUUGUACAAUUACUACGUGUGGGAGAAUGCAGGUAACAAAACGAGUAUCCCCGGACACACGACUGGUUCCUCGCAGGCUCUCCAUUCCCCGUGCUGGGUGUUAUCGUCGGCUACCUCAGCUUGGUAUACUACAUAGUUCCUAAGUACAUGGAAAAUCGCGAACCGUACAAGAUGAAAACAUUUCUAGGGUUUUACAAUUUGUUUCAAGUAGGAUACUGUGUGAUGGUAGUUGUUAAGUGUUUCCAAGCCGGUUGGACGCCUGACUAUUUUUACCGGUGCUAUGAGACAGAUUAUUCCUACAGCCCAAAAGCUUUGAAGAUGGCUGAAGUAACGUGGUAUAUCUUGUUUAUUAAGUUUGUGGAGUUACUGGAGACAAUUCUGUUCGUGCUACGCAAAAAACAAAACCAGGUUUCCUUCCUUCACGUGUAUCAUCAUAUCAGUACCUUUGUCAUUGCAUACAUAUUUUGCAAAUAUGUUGGAGGGAGCAUGUUAGUGUUUUCGAUAGUAGCCAAUUCAAUAGUACACAUUAUAAUGUACUCAUACUAUUUCAUCUCGGCAUAUGAUGUGGCCAUGUUCAAGUACGUAGCCGGCAAAAUAAAGCGGUACAUAACCAGUAUGCAGUUGAUUCAAUUCGCGCUACUAACGACCAACAACCUGUUUGGUUUGCAACCAGGCUGCAAGACAUGCAAACCGUUUCUCGUCAUGUACAUCCCGAACGUGUUUAUUCUUAUCUAUCUUUUUAGCGAUUUUUACAAGAAGUCCUAUGACAGAAAACGAUCUAAGAUCGAAUAGAUCAUAAAGUUUGCAAUCAGGUUAGUAGGGAUUCAGUUGGUCCAGGGGUGCUGGAGGUUUCAACAACCAAGGUGAAACUGUGAUAAAUGAAAUUGUUAGUAAGAUUGUAAUAGGCGCGUAUUAGAACGAAGAAAA